This is a messenger RNA of Helianthus annuus (common sunflower), 2517 nucleotides long. RefSeq names its product U-box domain-containing protein 34. The coding region runs from base 70 to 2355 and encodes 761 amino acids. The record is from RefSeq and is a predicted model, not a curated record. NCBI's taxonomy places the organism in Eukaryota, Viridiplantae, Streptophyta, Magnoliopsida, Asterales, Asteraceae. Gene Ontology annotation, biological process: protein phosphorylation; protein ubiquitination. The transcript has 9 exons. Gene Ontology annotation, molecular function: ATP binding; protein kinase activity; ubiquitin-protein transferase activity.
AAGUCAAAAUGCUAAAUAUCUGUAUCUAAAUUCCCCUUUCUUCUGAUCGAAUACUUUUUCCAUGCUGAUAUGGAGUCAACGACUAUGAUCGAUGGCGGCGGAGGUCCCACGGUGGUGGCGGUCGCCGUCAAGGGCGGCAACCCCGGAGGAAUUGGCGGCAAAGGAAGCAGACGAGCUCUACGGUGGGCAGUUGAUAACCUCUUUCAGAAAGCAGAUCGUUUCGUUUUGGUUCAUGUUAUCCCUAACAUCACUACAAUUCCUACUCCGUCAGGAAAACAAGUACCUAUUAUGGAGCUAGAUCCUAAUGUGGUGGCCAUGUAUAUGGAAGAUAUGAAAUCGCAAAUUGAAGAAUUAUUUCUGCCAUUCAAGAAACUCUGCAAAGGCAAAAAGAUAGAAACUUUGGUGCUGGAAGGUGAUAGCCCUGCAUCAGGUCUUGUAGGAUAUGCAUCGGAGUCCGGUAUCAAUAGUUUGGUUCUCGGUUCAUGUUCCUCCAAUUGGCUCAAGAGGAAGUUACAUGGAGUUGAGGUACCCUUGGCUGUUCUAAAACUCGCUCCAAGUACCUGCAAUAUAUAUGUUGUUUCUAGAGACGGUCUCGUCUCUGAUUCAGAUACCAGUUCCACAUACGGGGUUUCUUGUGGCUUAAGUAAACUAUGGUGCGGCAGUUGUUCUUCUAACAAGUACAAUAUGGAAAGUACACCCGCUCCGUCAUCUGUUUCCGACAUUACUCGUUAUAAUUCUCAAACAUCAAACCACGCGAAAGCUUCAAUCAAUUCCAGUACUAUACCCAGCAGCCCCCUAAGGACCUUAGGUGAUUCAAUUUUGCAAACCCAAAUGACAAAUAGAAGUUCUGCGUCUUCUGCACGAUCUGAUCAGUCAAGCUUACAUGCUGAAGUAGAAAAGCUAAGACUUGAGUUACAAAAUGCUGUCAGUAUGUACAAUCAGGCGUGUGAUGAGCUGGUCCAUACACAAAAUAAGGUACAAAUGAUUUCUUUUGAUAGAAUUGAAGAGAUGAAAAGAAUUAAUUCAUUAGUGGAACGUGAAGAAAGAUAUAGAAAAAUUGCUGCUGAAGAAAAACAAAAGCAUCUAGAAGCAGUUAAAGAAGUUGAAAUGGCUAGAACUCUGCUAGAAAAGGAGGCUUAUGAAAGGGAGAUAGCGGAAACCAAAGCUAUGAAGGAAUCUUCUGAGAAACAACAGAUUGUUGAUGCGUUAUUUGUUAGCGAUAAACGGUACAAAAGAUACACUCUUGAUGAGAUGGGAAGGGCUACUGAUUCGUUUUCUAAAAGUAAAGUGAUCGGUGAAGGAGCAUAUGGUAAAGUCUACAAAUGUAAUCUUGAUCAUACGCUGGUCGCUAUCAAAGUUCUUUCGUCGGAUACGUCUGAAAAGAAACGGGAAUUCUUAAGAGAGGUUGAGGUUCUCAGUCAACUAAGCCAUCCGCACAUCGUUCAACUUCUUGGCGCUUGUCCCGAAAAAGGCUGUCUAAUUUACGAGUACAUGGAAAACGGAAGCUUAGAGGACUUUAUCUCCCAAAAAAACACUAAAUAUUAUCUUUCUUGGUACACGCGUUUCCGUAUAGCUUUUGAAGUAGCUUGUGCGUUAGCGUUCUUACACAACUCAAAACCCGACCCUAUAAUACACCGCGAUCUUAAACCGGGAAACAUAUUACUCGACCGAAACUUCGUAAGCAAAAUCGGAGAUGUGGGUAUGGCAAAACUCGUUACAGAUGUGGUCCCGGAUAAUAUUACAGAAUACAAAGACUCUAUUCUUGCGGGUACGAUGUAUUAUAUUGAUCCAGAGUACCAUAGAACCGGUACGGUUAGACCAAAGUCGGACGUAUAUGCUCUUGGGGUUAUAAUCUUGCAGUUGUUAACAUUACUUCAACCAAAAGUGGUUAUAUCGAAAGUUGAAGCGGCGGUUAGUUGUGGCAAUUUGUUUGACGUCUUGGAUGACUCGAUACCCGAUUGGCCGUUAGCGGAAGUUACUGAGUUGACUGAGUUAGGACUUAAAUGUUGUAGUCUUCGGUGCAGGGAUAGACCCGAUCUUGAUACGGAAGUACUCCCGGUUUUGAAGAAACUUCAUGAGUUUGGUGAUCAGAGUCGAAAGGUUGCGAAAAACAGGAAUGAUGCUCCGAGUCACUUUUAUUGUCCGAUUGUUCAGGAAAUAAUGGAGGAUCCUCACAUUGCUGCUGAUGGUUUUACAUAUGAAUACAGAGCUAUAAAAAUAUGGCUCGAAAGACAAAAUGCAUCACCCGUGACAAAACAUCGGCUACAACAUAAGACGUUAACUCCCAACCACACGUUGCGGUCAGCCAUACAAGACUGGCGAUUACAGUCAACAUCCUCAAAGAGCUCAUCUUGAGACAAUGCUUCAGCUUUCUAAAACCCAAGUGUUUAUAAAUCAAUUUGUUUAUGCAGUUAUGAUUUAUCUUGAAUAUAUACGAUUAUCUUUAUUACGAAUGCAUCAGUGUGUAUAAAUACAUGUUCUUUAUCAAGAUUACAUUAAAGCUACUAUGCACAUGAA